Molecule: messenger RNA, 411 nt
Organism: Dibothriocephalus latus
Lineage: Eukaryota; Metazoa; Platyhelminthes; Cestoda; Diphyllobothriidea; Diphyllobothriidae
Source: the annotation of a GenBank genome assembly
AUGAUCCUUGGGACAACUGAAGAGGAUGAUGACUCUCAAUCCGAGGACGAGAAUUCAAUCAGCGAUGCUUAUGUCCAAUCCUCCAAUCAGCCUAAGAUAUUUGUGGGCUCGCUGACACCAAAGGUCACUGAGUCCCAGCUUGAAGCCUACUUCUCUGCGUUCGGUAGAGUCGCAAAGGCCCAAGUAGUAUACGAUCGGGACAUCGGCCGGUCCCGUGGCUUCGGCUUCGUCACAUUUGCUGACAACACAGCCUUCAAGAAGGGCGUACUGAAGGUCCGCCAUUUCCUCAACGAUAGUCGCCUCACAGUCCACUGUUCGACGAGAAAUGCGCGUAGUCUUGGCAGGUGCGUCCGACUAAGCCUGGUGAUUGAUUUCCCAGGUAAAUUUACAAGGAUUUAUUUUAGGAAUUAG